Molecule: messenger RNA, 1434 nt
Organism: Alternaria infectoria
Lineage: Eukaryota; Fungi; Ascomycota; Dothideomycetes; Pleosporales; Pleosporaceae
Exons: 2
Coding region: 1-1434 (477 amino acids)
Source: RefSeq, a predicted model, not a curated record
AUGACCAAAAUGAAGUUCACCACUCUCUGCCUCACCGCUCUGGGCUUCAUCGGCUUCGCCAUGAGCCAAGGCAGCGAGACAACCCUAACAACAAGGCCAUGCAACAACCCCAAGUACUGCACCACAGUACGCACUCCACCAGCCCGCUCCAACGCCUACACCUCCAAGGAGACCGCCGACUCCACUGAGCUCACCCGCACCAUCACCGCGCACCGCCGCCAGCUCACCGUAGUCGAAUCCCACACCCGAGCCAGCGUCCACACCUCCAAGUCCAUCAAGACGCACAAGCCGCCCAAGCCCUCCAAGACCAAGACCUCCGGGGACUCGGAAAUCCCUAAGCCCUCUGAAGGUUUCUCGGACUCUGUCCGCCCGACUCGUGUCAGUGUUACUGCUCAGCGUCGCCAGGCUCUGCCAACUACUGCGACUUGCACUGAAAUCACCGAGUGGGACUCCAAGACUUAUGCGACUGCCAUCUCUACGCAUAUUCAAUGCGGACCGGAUAAGUCUAAGCCUACUUGCUCUACUUCGUACGAAUGUGGAUGCCACUCCUCCGCCUUUACGCGGGACGAUAAUCCUGAUGUACAUUUUUGCUGGCCCAUGGCGACUAGCACUAUCUUCCCCCCGGACUACGGCGGUGGAAGGUCUCAGCGGUGGGUCGCAAGGCAGGCGAAGGCUACUCAUGCGCCUAGAGCCGCGUCUGAAGAUCUCGGCGGACGGUCUCAACGUCUUGUUGCCAGGCAGGCAUUGCCAACAUCAACUUGUUCUCCGGGCCAUGUGGGAAGCGACUGCAGCACUGUCGUCUCACCACCUAGACCUACGAAGUCUUGUCCUCCGGGUUGGGUUGGGCCUGACUGCCCUUUUGCAAGUCAUGUUCACAGCACCCCGACGGUUACGGCUACCAACGAUGUUUACGCUCGUCAAGAGGCUGAAGCGGGUGGUCAUCCAGUCUAUGUUAUCACAGUCACCCAUGUCAAGCGUGUAACCGCCCGUCAAGAAGCUGAACCGACUGAUCUAGUCGAGGUUAUUACGGUUACCAAUACCAACACCAAAGAAGCUGGACCAAUUGACCCGAUCGUAGUCAUCACGGCCAUCCAUACCAAGCACGUCAACGCACGUCAAGAGGCUGAAGCAAAUGGUAACCCAAUCUACGUCGUCACGGCCACCGAUGAUAUCGCUACCACCGCCCAUCAAGAAGCUGAACCGACUGACCCAGUCUACGUUAUCACGGUCACCGAUACUAUCACUCAAGAAGCUGAACCGACUGACCCAGUCUACGUCAUCACGGCCACCGAUACUAUCGCUCAAGAAGCCGAAUCAACUGACCCAGUCUACGUUAUCACGGCCCCCAACCCAAAUGUCAACAACGCACGUCAAGCGCCUGUUUCCAAGGAACCACCGGCUUCAGAGGAACCUAAGCCUACGAAGGGGGGUUAG